This is a messenger RNA of Miniopterus natalensis, 4950 nucleotides long. The record is from RefSeq and is a predicted model, not a curated record. NCBI's taxonomy places the organism in Eukaryota, Metazoa, Chordata, Mammalia, Chiroptera, Miniopteridae.
CUGAAAACCAAUGGAAAAAAUAUCCUCGGGGAGGAUUGGGGAAAAAAAAAGAUGAAUAAGUCUCAGUCACUGAAGAGAGCACAGUCAAGUGUGUAAUGAGUGUACGUUUACGUUUCAUUGACAGAACAAGGAUUGUUGAAACAGAUCUGGAUAUAGGUGUUUGUUUUAGGCAGUGUGAGAGUAACCAGCGGAAGACUGAAGAUGGUGUGUAACUCCCAGGUUCCAGAGGGGAAAAUGGGUCAACGAAGAACUUCAUCAUUUCCACAAAGGGGGUUAAGGGGAAAGAAGAAAACAAGGAAGCUUGCUUGGUACAUGAAAAAAACAGCUAAUAUAAGAAGGCACAGAUGAGCCCACAUUUAUCAGUAACCACAAUUUGUGUAAAAGGGUUAAAUCUCAGGUGAUAAAACUCCAGAUUUAGUAAAAAAAAAAUAAAAAGAAAUCUAGCUAAAUUCUGUGUGUAAGCGAUACAUCUAGACCUAGCACGAAGAGAGAGAACAGAGGGAUGGAAAACAGUCCUGACAAAAAGGAGCAGGCAUAGCGAUGCUAAUGCCAGAUGGAACUGGGCCCGAGGCGAAAGCAUUGCAGGAGUACUUCAGACUUCUCAACGGCCACAGAACCUGCUCCUCACCAUCUGCUCCUCACCUGGACAUGCGGCUCUGCUCUGCCAGUUGCUCAGACACCAUUUACUUUUGACCCAAGAUGAUUUAAUGUUUUAUAAUAAACUCACUAACCAUGAUGGCUACACAGACAUUAAGCAUAGACAGCUAUCAAGAUGGGCAACAAAUGCAAGUGGUAACAGAGUUAAAAACGGAGCAAGAUCCCAACUGCUCUGAACCCGAUGUGGAAGGAGUGAGCCCUCCCCCUGUGGGGUCCCAGACACCGAUGGAUGCAGACAAACAGGCCAUUUAUAGGCAUCCACUGUUUCCAUUAUUAGCUUUGUUGUUCGAAAAAUGCGAGCAAUCCACGCAGGGCUCAGAAGGUACAACUUCUGCGAGUUUUGACGUGGACAUUGAAAAUUUUGUGAGGAAGCAAGAGAAGGAGGGAAAACCCUUCUUUUGUGAAGACCCGGAAACUGACAAUUUAAUGGUAAAAGCAAUCCAGGUUUUGCGUAUUCAUCUUCUUGAGCUGGAAAAGGUUAAUGAACUCUGCAAAGAUUUCUGCAGUCGAUAUAUUGCUUGUCUAAAAACGAAAAUGAACAGUGAAACUCUCCUGAGUGGAGAACCUGGAAGCCCGUAUUCCCCUGUCCAGUCCCAGCAGGUUCACAGUGCCAUCGCGGGCACCCUCAGUCCCCAGGGCAUCGUGGUGCCCGCGUCCGCGCUGCAGCAGGGGAACGUGACCAUGGCAACAGUGGCAGGUGGCACAGUUUAUCAGCCUGUUACAGUCGUCACUCCUCAAGGCCAAGUAGUGACACAGGCGUUGUCACCUGGGACGAUCAGGAUCCAGAACUCCCAGCUUCAGUUACAGUUAAACCAAGAUUUGAGCAUCUUGCAUCAAGACGAUGGCUCAUCCAAGAACAAGAGGGGCGUCCUGCCGAAGCACGCCACCAGCGUGAUGCGGUCCUGGCUCUUUCAGCACAUCGGGCAUCCCUACCCCACAGAAGAUGAGAAGAAACAGAUUGCUGCGCAGACGAAUUUGACACUACUCCAGGUGAACAACUGGUUCAUCAAUGCUAGAAGACGAAUUCUUCAGCCGAUGUUGGAUUCUAGUUGUUCAGAAACUCCAAAAACAAAGAAGAAAACUGCUCAGAACAGACCGGUUCAGAGGUUUUGGCCGGACUCCAUUGCAUCGGGAGCCACCCAGCCGCCGCCCAGCGAGCUCACCAUGUCAGAAGGAGCUGUUGUGACGAUCACCACACCCGUGAGCAUGAACGUGGACAGCCUCCAGUCUCUGUCCUCGGAUGGCGCCACCCUGGCCGUGCAGCAGGUCAUGAUGGCGGAGCAGAGUGAGGACGAGUCGGUGGACAGCCCGGGGGCUGGAGGGGCUGCGCUCACCCCCGCCCACAUCAGUGGGCUGGUUCUGGAGAACAGCGACUCCCUGCAGUAGGGCCACGGCCGGGACCCAGGGCAGCCGGGACCCAGGGCAGCGGGCCUGGCUUUUUACAGUUUGCACAGCAAACAUUUUACACAGUUUUAUUUCUGAUCUGUUUUAUAUGUAGAUAUAGAAGAGUGCACUUUUGUAUUCAUAGCAAGCUUCAAGAGCGCCUGUGCCGGUGCAGCGACUUCUUUCAAGGGUGUGCGUGUGGGUUUCAAGGAAAUUUUUUCAAGGUUUAACGCUAAAAAUGUGAUGAAUGACAAACAGCCUGUGAGCCCCUAAUUAGAUUAAGGAGCAUUUUUUAAAAAUUAUGCGGUUUUAAUAUCGUUCUGUGGCUAAAGCAGGUCUCCGUGGGUGACCUUGGUGUAGCCCACAGGUUUAAAAGAAGCUCCUGCACCUUAAAGCCGCCAGCUCGAGGUGGACAAGACAGGACAAUAGAGCGAUGUGACUCCCGGUGAAUGUACGGCACCUUCAGUACCUUUACGUUCUCAUCGUCAGUGAGCUGUUACGUUUGCUAUAUAUAAAAAGAAACGCCUAUUUUUACCUUGCUGGAGUUAUUGGAUAAAGAGCUAUUUUUAUAAAUUCGUUAUGAAUUGGAUUAUGACUAUUCCAAGGAUAAAAUUUCUAGAGAAGAAACCACAUACGCUACGAUUUCAAUUUGGAGUGUCCUGAAUUGACCAAAUUUAAUGAGCCUGCCCCAGGAUAGCUAGGGGGGUGAUUUACAUUUACUACUAUCAAAGAAACAACUAUUUAAUGAAAUUUUGGUAUCUUCAAAUUUUCGUUUAUAUGUAAAUGCUCAGAUUUCAUUUCUCACUUAAUCUAAACAUAUAUCUAAAGGUAUUUGCUAAGUAGGACUUAGUUCAAUGAAUUGGUAGCCAGUAAUUAGUUAAAGCUCUUACCAUACAUAUUUCAGUCUAAUUUAAAUUUGACCACAGUUAAGUGGUGACUGUACCAUGUUAGCUGUGUAUUUUUUAGAAUUUUUUAGUCAUCCAUAUGUUAUGCAUAGAAUGUUUAUCAUAAACUAAUAUAAAAUGUCCUCUAUCCCACUGGCUCAGAGCUGGGGUGAAUCACAAACAUUCAGCCUCGCUCCACAAUCAACAGAUGCCAUGAAGUGGCAGAGACGCGGGGGACGUGCUGAGGAGCCACGUGCGCUCCCGCCGUUGGCCACACAUGUCACCGCUGGUCCUGGGGCGAGAUUUUCUCCUUGUGCAUGUUGCUCUAGAAUUGCCAGAGGUGUGGAAUAAUGUUGGGACUUCGCUUCCUGGUGACAAGAUGAACCAAAUUCGUAGACCCGGUUCUGCUGACUCUGGUUGAUUUGUUUUCAUUUGCUCGCUUGCGAGUGGGGCUUUCUCUCAGAGAGCGAGCGGGCAGCCUUGUCUCAGAGCAAGUCUGGAUGUCCUCUUACCUGGGUUGCUGGAGUUCAGCACGUUCCUAAAGGUUCCUAAUGGUUGGAACGUUGUUGGUUCUUGAGAUCCAACAAUAGUUGACUGGUUAGGGAACAGGGCUACUGUGAGCAGCAUUCAGAGCUAGUGCAGGUUUUUUCUGCGACUGACUUUUCCUUAAAAAUUUAUUAAUUAAAGUUAAUCAUAGGAAAGUACUUCCUAGAUAACCUAGAAGGCAGAAAGAAAUAAUAGAAAUUUCUUUUAAAAUAUUUCAGGAGCUUUAAAAAGAAAAACUUGACUAUCAACUCUUGGGGAGGGAAGACAAUUUUAAAGCAACUAUCGCAUUUCUUAUUUUAUAAACAGUUUUUAAUAUCUUAAGUCUACAUAACUUUAAAAGAUCAUUUUAGCUUUACUUAAAUUCUAAUCUUGCUGGACUUUUCAAAAACGAUCUGUGGAAGCCAGCCCUCUCCUCCUUCCCCUGCCCUCCUUCCUGUGGAAGGUUUAGUGAAAACAUUGAGAGAAUGUGGGCUCCUAAAGGUCAUUGUCUCUCCCCCUACCAGACAGCAUGGCCACUGGGGCAGCAGAUUGUUAGCCGAGGGCCACACACACUGUGUCAGUUUGGAUGCGGCCGAUUCGGGGUUCGAGUUGGCUUGGGCUCAGGCUUCCGUGCCCAGUGACACCGUGUGCGCCUCGGCAGCCAGAGCCAGUGCCCUUACCCUGAGUUCUGUUGCUGCCUUCAGGGGACUAGGGUAAGGUCACUUAGAGAGCAUGCUCUCAUGGACAGACACAGCCGGAGGUUUUCCUAACCUCUCCCCCUAUAACCACCUGACCUGGCUGUUUGGUUCAUAAAACCGCUGUCCAGUACACUGGUUGUCAGUUCUGCCUUAUCAACACCCGUUUUCCAGACAUUGGAAUCUGUGAAAGUACCUCUUCCGUUGAGCUUUCGUUGUAAACAAACAAAUCCUUUAUUCUAGUUCAAUUCUUUCCUUACGAAGGAUGCUUUGACUGUGUUUGAGACCCCAGGUAAGCAUGUUGUCCCUGCUGCUCAGCUGUUGAGCAGGUAGCUGGACUGCAUUGCCACAGCCAGACACUCCAGCUGAUGGACUAGCCCAGCUUUCAGCCUCUUGGUUCCAGACAGUAAAAUACAUUUAAGCAUUUAUCCUGUGUGCAGGCACAUGGGCCGUGGCCCUAGCUCGUUCACAGGCCACAGAGCAGCGUCGCCCAAGCCUCACACCCAAGGUUUCAGGAGUCAGUUCUGUCACCUAUCAGGUGACCCGACUGACCUGUGUGAAAAGUGUUGGGGCACUUUCUUCUUUCAGACAGACUCAGACAUACCCAGGUGUGACAGGCCAAUUUUUUGCAGUGAGUGACAGCAGUGACUCGGCAAUCUUCUUGUUUUAGUUAUGUUUGGUCUAUGAACUGACAAUCUUUAAAACGUGAAUACUGUAACAAUGUUUUCUUGGAUUGUUGUCUUUAAAGGGGAUUUUUGUGAAGCAAUUGAUUUAUCAAAGCAAAAAAAUUAAAAAUAGAAACAUGC